Messenger RNA from Panicum virgatum (switchgrass), 2614 nucleotides. Its product is annotated as probable protein S-acyltransferase 22. The coding region runs from base 362 to 2296 and encodes 644 amino acids. NCBI's taxonomy places the organism in Eukaryota, Viridiplantae, Streptophyta, Magnoliopsida, Poales, Poaceae. Gene Ontology annotation, cellular component: endoplasmic reticulum; Golgi apparatus. The record is from RefSeq and is a predicted model, not a curated record. Gene Ontology annotation, biological process: protein targeting to membrane; peptidyl-L-cysteine S-palmitoylation. The transcript has 10 exons. Gene Ontology annotation, molecular function: protein-cysteine S-palmitoyltransferase activity.
CAAACCACCUCCCCUCCUCCCUUCCCCUCUCGCUCGCCGCUCUCCCAUAAAUCUGCACAGAGCAGCGCGGCAUUUAAUGCCCUCCAACCUUUGGUCUCCCUCCCAAACGCUCCCCCAUUCCCCUCUCGCCCACCGGCCACCGGGCGCCAGCCCACAGAUGCGGUCGCGACCACCGCGGCAAGAUCGAAUCCAUGGCGAGAGCGAGCAGAAGCCGCGGGCUCGGUGCUUGAGCGCUUGAUCCUCGGAAGUUCCAGCAGUGAUCGCGUCCCUUGGCUCGAGGAGGAGAGCAGGAAGUCAAAAGGAGGGUUCUUUGUUCUUUCUCGUGUUUCUUCUGCGGAUUCUGCGUUUCUUGGGAGUGGCAAUGAGGCGGCACGGGUGGCAGCUCCCGUACCACCCUCUCCAGGUGGUGGCUGUGUCCGUGUUCUUGGCGCUGGCGUUCGCGUUCUACGUGUUCUUCGCCCCCUUCGUUGGGAGGAAGGUGUUCCAGUACGUGGUCAUGGGGCUCUACACUCCGCUGAGCAAGCAGGAGCUGUACAUGUCAGACUCUUCAUUUCUGUCCACUUCAGCUCUACUGUCUUUGGGCUGUUCGCCAGCCACAGUUUUAUGUGUCUUCUUUCUAUACAUCUGGUGUGCUGCAGCGAACCCAGCAGACCCAGGGGUCUUCAAAUCAAAGAAGUAUACGAGCUUGUAUGGAAGUGGAAAACACAAGCAUCUGAAGGAAUCCAGAAAAGGUGUUUCAGAUACUCGGCUGCAACUAGAGGAAACUGGAGGAAAGCAAGAACAUGAGGUUACAGUGUCUAGUGAGAAGUCAAUGUCUCAACACAAGGACAAGAAUCCAUCUUGCUGCAGUUCAACUUUCUCCUCAUUUCUCCUUAUAUUCUACCCUGUCUCUUCCAUUUUCUCCUGCUGUCGAUCACAUGAAUGGCCCUCUGAGCAGCAAGCCAGUGAGGAAGGGAUGUUUUUCUGCAGCCUAUGUGAAGUUCAGGUGUUGAAGUAUAGUAAGCACUGCAGAGUUUGUGACAAAUGCAUCGAUGGUUUUGAUCAUCACUGCCGGUGGCUCAACAAUUGUAUUGGAAAAAGAAACUAUAGGAGGUUUUUUGUUCUAAUGUCUACUGCCCUUGUCUUGCUUAUCCUACAAUCAGCAAUUGGAGUACUGGUGCUAGUGCUAUGCUUCGUCGAGCGGAAGGAAUUCUCUAUUCAAAUAUUCUCAAAGCUAGGGAGCAGCUUCUCUUUGGUGCCCUUCGUGAUUGUGGUGGCAUCAUGUAGCAUCCUAGCCAUGGUUGCUUCACUCCCGAUUGCCCAACUUCUUUUUUUCCACAUUCUUCUUAUCAAGAAGGGAAUCAGUACAUAUGACUACAUCAUUGCCCUGAGAGAGCAAGACCAAGAAGAUGUUAGUGGGCAGCAGAGUCCACAGAUGUCUCGUGUAAGCUCCUACACUGGACUCAGCAGUGCUAGUUCAUUUGGUCCACUUCGUCGUGGUUCGUGGUGCACUCCUCCAAGGCUGUUUCUUGAAGAUCAGUAUGAUGUUAUUCCGUCAGAGGCUGGCUCUUCGCAUAAUUCUGCUACCAAGAGAAAAGGAGAUGAAGUAAGGCGGAAGAAGGGCUCAGGGGCUGUGAAAAUAAGUCCAUGGGCAUUGGCUCGUCUUAAUGCAGAAGAAGUUUCCAGAGUUGCUGCAGAGGCACGGAAGAAGUCCAAAGUUUUAGUGCCUAUCAAAAAAGAUGAUUAUUCACGAGGCCAUGAAACAGAUAGUAGCUAUGGAGGUAUGAGCAGUGGCAGGAUUGACCUAGGCCCUGAUAGCAAGAGAACGAACAGAAGAGGAAGACAGCCCAGUGAUCUCUCUCUCAAACCUGUCGCAAAGAUAUCUACAGAUGCUAUUGAUAGUACUGGCAGCGAAAUGCCCCCUGAAGCAUUGUCCAGUUUAGCACCAUUGCAACUCGAGGCACGGAGCGCCUUCCAUCCUAGUAGAGCUGCAUCUUCCGCAAACAUAGGCGGAUCAUCUCCAGAUAGCAGUUUGGAUUCGCCUGAUCUGCACCUGUAUCGAGUCUCAGCUGUCUCCUCAUCUGGAGCUGAAGACCUGCAAUUGACAGCCCUCACUGCCCCAGGAUGCACUCCACAGCAAGGGAUCGAGUUGUCGAGAUCGACCAGCGACGGGUAUGAGGCAUCAGGGGGUGAAGACAGUGACCGCAUUCCAUCAAGGAUAGUGCACCACUCGUCAAACUGGGCAAGCAUCAUCCUCAACUCGGAUCAGAGCGUGUCCUCAUCAGGCAUCCUCGUGCCAAAGAACAGAUUGUCCUGACUGACUUCGGACCAACUCCAUGUUCAGCUUCGUUCAUAUCAUUCAGAUGAAUGAAGAUUGUAAAUGAUCGGCCGACAACCAGAGAUCCCAGUAUCUGACCUCGUUUGACAUUGAUGUCAAAACUUGGCACAGCAGUGGUUGGAUACUGUGAAAUUGUUAAUUUUUUUGGUAGUUUCUGAGUUGCUAGAUAGGCUGUUUCUGAAUUUCAUCAAUUGGGAGCUCAGGCGCUUGUACUUUUGCUGUCAGAUGACAAUGAACGGAUUUAUUUAGAGGUCAAUACAUUGGAUCUCUUGGAUCAAGGCCUGAUUGGUUGGUGAU